Aureobasidium musti is the source of this 1767-nucleotide messenger RNA. The record is from the annotation of a GenBank genome assembly. NCBI's taxonomy places the organism in Eukaryota, Fungi, Ascomycota, Dothideomycetes, Dothideales, Saccotheciaceae.
AUGGCCGGUCAAGCCGACAUCUCCAGCAUCCUGGCCGCACUGGCUCAGCGCCCUGCUUCCAACCCUGCUCAACCCCAGCAACAGGGCCCUCCUCCUGGUGCUGUACCUCAAGGCUACCCUCAGAACCUCCCCGCCCAGAUCCCUACCCCCUCACUUGGCGGCUUCCCUCUACCGCAGCCAUCCAGCUCUGGCAGCGUUGACCUGAGCGCAAUCCGUCCCGUCAACACUGGUUCUGUCAGCAUCGCCGAAGCCAUCGCGAAGGCCAAGAGCAUUGCUGCCGAUCGCGGCAUCUCUUACGACAACCGUCCUCAGCAACAAAUCCACCAACAGGCCCCGCGCGCUGACCCUCGUCUCGCCGGCAGAGCCCCGUAUCAACAAUCUAGAUCCCGCUCACGCUCCCCUCCCCGUCGUGAUAACUUCCGCGGCAACUUCAACCCCUAUCGCGAUGAGCGCCGCGACGCAGACCGUAGAGACCGUGGCUACAACAACCGCGACAGAUCUCAUUCUCCUGGUCCCCGUGGAGGGAGAGGAAACUUCUCACCCGGUCCUGGCGCUCGCGGCCCUCGCUCGCCUACUUCGCGCAACGCUCCUACCGACAGCGAUACUAUUUCAGUAAAGUCCGCGCUUGUUGGUCUGAUCAUUGGUCGCAAUGGAGAGAACUUGCGACGCGUCGAGUCCGAGAGCGGUGCUCGCGUCCAGUUCAUCCCAGCCAAGGAGCCCAAUGCUGUCAAUCGUCAAUGCACCAUUACUGGUCCUCCACAGGCCCGCGAAAUAGCAAAGCAGGAAAUCUUCCGUGUCAUGGAUGAGAAUGGUGGUAGCGUGCCCNCCGAGCGCGGUCCCUCUAUGAACCGCCCUCAACAGUCCAUGAUGCAACAGAGGGAUCAACAACCUGCCUUGCGCGAAGGUGAGAACAGUGUUCAAAUCAUGGUUCCCGACAAGACCGUUGGUCUCAUUAUCGGUCGUGGUGGUGAGACUAUUCGUGACCUGCAGGAGCGCAGUGGUUGCCACGUCAAUAUUGUCAGCGAAAACAAGAGCAUCAACGGCAUGCGUCCUGUCAACUUGAUUGGCUCGCCUGAAGCUGCUCGCAUCGCCAAAGAGAUGAUUCUCGAGAUUGUCGAGAGCGAUGUGCGCCCACCCNCCGGUCACCCUGGACACCAACCCGCUCAGCAGGAUUCACGGGCACCAGCAUCCUUUGACCCUUACCGUGGAGGUAUGGGCAACGACCGUGGUGGAAAUGACAAGAUUACCGAAGAGAUAUACGUGCCAUCCGAGGCAGUCGGUAUGAUUAUCGGCAAAGGAGGUGAAACUAUCAAGGACAUGCAAGCCACUACUGGAUGCAAAAUCAACGUCGGCCAACCUGAACAGCCCGACGUUCAGCGCCGCAUAGGUUUGGUAGGUAGCCGCUCUGCCAUCGAUGAGGCAAAGCGCGCUAUCUGGGAGAAGGUCGACACUGUGCAACAACGUGAUCGCAAUGGUGGUGCAAGAGAACAACGUGCUCCUCGUAAUGACUAUGGUGGUAACAACCAAUACUCACAACAGCCUCAGCAGCAAGCUUAUGGACAGAUGCCUAUGGGUGGUGCUGCUCAGGCCAUCUCUGCAUUGCAGGGCAUUUCUUCCACACCUCAGCAAGCGCCUGCAGCUGACCCCAAUGCGGCUGAUCCAUAUGCUCCGUAUGGUGGCUACCAAGCUUACUGUGCUAUGUGGUAUGCUGCUCUUGCCCAGAACGGCCAAGGUGGACAGGGUCAACCCCAACUGCCGCCCCAGUAG